This is a messenger RNA of Pseudophryne corroboree (corroboree frog), 1602 nucleotides long. It is a transcript of the gene MRGBP, whose product is annotated as MRG domain binding protein. Gene Ontology annotation, biological process: regulation of transcription by RNA polymerase II. Lineage: Eukaryota; Metazoa; Chordata; Amphibia; Anura; Myobatrachidae. The coding region runs from base 16 to 852 and encodes 278 amino acids. The transcript is spliced from 5 exons. Gene Ontology annotation, cellular component: NuA4 histone acetyltransferase complex; nucleus. The record is from RefSeq and is a predicted model, not a curated record.
GCUAUACUAGCAAGUAUGAGCCGGGCCGCGCUCUCCUCCUCAGCGCUGUACAGUAGAUCUCCUCGCGGUGGCGCUGUUCUCCACACAACGACGACCCUGUUUCCACCCUCGCUGCUGUCACACGCACUGCGUGUAGUAACCCGAAACUGGCACGCGGUGUCGCUGCGUCGGCUGCAGUACCUCUGGCUUCCAGCGGAGGCCGCUGCUCCCCGGUGUUUCACGGCAGUGGCGGCUGCAAUGGGUGAGACGGAGACCGGGGAAGUGGCGGUGGAGAGACCGGAGCCGGUCCCCGGAUUCCCAGCGGAAGAGCCAGUGCUGUGGAGCCCAGAGGUGGAAGUGUGCCUGUUUCACGCCAUGCUCGGCCAUAAGCCCGUCGGAGUGAACAGACACUUCCACAUGAUCUGCAUUCGGGACAAGUUCAGUCAGAACAUUGGUCGACAGAUAUCAUCAAAGGUCAUCUGGGAGCAUCUUCGCACCAUGUAUGACAUGCAGGCUUUGCAUGAGUCGGAGAUUCUCCCUUUCCCAAACUCUGAGAAGAACUUUAUCCUCCCUGAGGAGAUCAUCCAGGAGGUGAAGGAAGGUAAAGUGACCACAGAGGAGGAGAUUAAGGAUGAGAUCAAGGAGGAGGUUGAUCCACACCCUGUAUCUGAUGAAGCUUUUACAAACUCAUCUGUGACCUCAGUAAAGAGUCUGGACAAACCGAGUGGGAAAGAGAAGGAGAGAACACUGUCAGAGUCUGGCUCUAAGGAGUCUGGUGACAAGAGGAAACGGAGCCGCCUCACUGAGAAAGUUGUUAAUGCUAAUAACAGCAAUCCGUCUAGUCCUAAUGCAAGCAAGAGGAGACGCACGUAGGGAGGACACCAGCCUGGAGGGCUGCUUAACAUGACACCAGAGCACACCCUUGCAAGAAACUCAUAUGUUGCCAUUGUAAUAUUGAUGAUCACAAGGCCUCAGUUUUGAUAUUUCAGAUUUAAGACUAAGAUAUGAGCCUUUGUGAGUGUGUCACAUGGUGCUCCGUGGUGGCUAUUCUCAUGUGCUCUCUGGUCUGGGCACAGGAUGAGUCUUGUUAUAUACACGUGUGUCUGGGCUAUUUUACUCCCAUUCUUUCAUAGAUGUAGACAAGUUGUUUUCAUUCAACCCUUGAAUUGAAAUAGCAGCUGUAUAAUGUUAGGCAACUUACUGUAGCUACCGUUGAACUACAACUGCGAGCAAUCCCUCCUACUCAGACCACUGAGAGGAAUAGAAGUAUGGUGGAAGUUGUGGUUCAAGAACCCUUUUAUAGCCACCAUCUUAACCCUGUUGUAGAUACCUUUGUACUGUAGGUGGCACCUGUGGUCUUGCACCUUGAAUUUUAUAGGAAUUUUGUACUAUGCCUAUAUUCUUGGAGGCUUCUAGUCAUCCUGAUAAUAGUUAGUGGAGCUUUCCUGGAUUUCCGGAAUUGUAAACUGGUUGCAGAGACUGAAACCCAGUAGCUGACUGCAGCUCUAUUUAAGAUCUGUAGAUUUUUAUGUUACAUACCGCACAUCAUUUGUUAAUCCCAUUAUUUAAGAAAAUUUUUAAGGAUGUUUUAGAGAUGUUUUGUAUAUAAACAGUUCAACUGUC